This is a messenger RNA of Boleophthalmus pectinirostris (great blue-spotted mudskipper), 2125 nucleotides long. Its product is annotated as sialoadhesin-like. The transcript has 7 exons. The record is from RefSeq and is a predicted model, not a curated record. The coding region runs from base 96 to 1301 and encodes 401 amino acids. Lineage: Eukaryota; Metazoa; Chordata; Actinopteri; Gobiiformes; Gobiidae.
GUUGAUUUCAACACUUACUUCACCUUAAAGAGGAAACGCAACCACAUUAAAAGUUUGUGAUUUUAAAACUGUCAGUGAGAGGAGGAGGUAUAAAAAUGGAAACGCAUGGGUUCCUUGUGUUACUGCUGUGUUCUGGGGCUUUAGGAUGUAAAUAUCCUCGGAAUUUGAACAUCUCUGUACCAAACCUGGAGGCUCUGAGUGGCACCUGUUUGCUGAUCCCCUGCACAUUCAAUUUUCCCAUUAAAUAUAAAUUAGACCUGACUAACCCUGUGUUAGCCAUUUGGAGUAAGACACACCCCAACUUAGGCAAACGUAUAGAUUCAGUACUUUUUCACAGAGCUACAACCGGCCUCACAUCUCUUAUGAAAAUUAUUGGAGACCUGCAUCAGAAAAACUGCACCACUUUGUUCUCUGAUAUAAACACAAUUCAUUCUGACCAGUAUUACUUCAGAAUAGAGAACAACUACUUUAUGGGAACAGCAGCUUGUGACCCACUUCGUAUAACGGUCCAAGAGUCUCCAUGGACCCCGUCAGUUCACGUGUCACAGAGGAAGCAGGAGACAGUGACUAUAACCUGCUCUGCUCCCUCUCCCUGUCCUGAAGCUCCUCCUAAACUCACAUGGAGCCUCCAACCAGAGCCUCCACACAGCAUGCUCCAAAACUCUGAUGGGACCUUCACCACCUCAGAACAACACAUGGUCCAAAACUCUGAUGGGACCUUCUCCACUUCAGUACAACUCCAGAUGAGAUUAUCUGAGCAGCACCAAGGACUGAAGGUGCGCUGUUCUGCUGUGUAUCCUGUGAAGGGAGGACAGAAGAGUGCAGACAAGACCAUCUCUCUGAGUGUGGAGUAUUCUCCUAAAAACACGUCUGUGUGGCUCAGCACGAACACUUUUCCUCUAUCUGUGGGAGGGUCUGUGAAUCUGAGCUGCUCCAGCAGAGCCUGGCCUCCAGUCCAGAGCUUCAGCUGGUUCAGGGUCACCUCACAGGGUCCACAAAGAGUUCAUGAAGGAAACGUCUACAGCCUCAUCUUCAACCAUACAACCCAAGGAGAAUACUUCUGUCAAGCCAAGAAUCAAGUCGGGGAACAAAACUCUCCAACCAUCAACCUGCAGAGUGAAGAUGUUAACGUCAGGAUUGGGCCUUACACCAUACUGAAGAUAUGUGGGAUUGUUGUGCUCUUCAGUGCUCUGCUCCUCAUUGAGUGUUUGGCAAAGAAAAGAGUGACCCAGAGCCAACAGACUAUAAGUCGCACUUUUUUUCAUGGUUUGGGUGGUCCUGCGACUUAUACUCUGGUGUGACUUAUAUAUUCAAAUUUUCAGACUGACAGCUGUGACGGGGCGCUCUAGGCUUGUGUGUCAGUAUCUAGUACUACUAUUACUCCUGUACCACUGUCACUUCACACUCUACUGCGCAUGUCUCCUGUAGAAAAAGAUGCUGUCUCGCUGCAAAUAGUGAAAUAUUCAUCUGAAAAGCAAGUAAGUGAGCAGCAGAAAGAAAGUUUGGAGUGAGCGAAAAACUUGUGAGGGACUGGCAGAAAACAGGGAUGGAGAACACAGCUUCACUCCUAACGGGAGGGUGCACCAUGUAACUUUCCUGGAAGUCACUGGAUGAAUCGACAAAGCCUGGACUACAAUAACAACUGAAACCAUCCUGUCUGGAUUCAGAAAGGCCGGAAUAAUUCUAACUGGAACUGAUGCUGAGUCUGACGACAGUGACACAGAAGAGGAAGCGGCGCUCCGUUUACGUCAUGGAUCUAUGGUUUAUCUCUGGAGGUCGUGCAGAAGUGACACCGAGGAAGAAUUCAAUGGAUUUAGUGAUUUGGAGUGAGAUUGUGAGUUUGGUAAACUUAUGUUCUGUUGUUUAUACUAUAAUUAUCUGAAUAACUGUUAAUAUGUUACGCUAACAUAUUAACACCUAUUCAGUCUGUUGUUCUCUGUACUAUUCUUAUUACUAUAACUUGCCUUUCAAGAUGAAAUGUCGGUUCCUGGUCUCUGAUUUUAUAAAAUACAUUUACCCAAAAAGUGCGACUUAUAGUCUUAUAUAUGUUUUCUUUCUUCUUCCUUGCACAUUUUUUGGCUGGUGCGAUUUAUAGUCCGGAGCGACUUAUAGUCUGGAAAAUAUG